AAUCUUCUUCUUUUCAGCAUCCAAUGUCCAUUCUCUCUUGCUUCGCUCUUCCAAAUUUCGCUCCUUUUUGAUUCCUUUUCAUGGCUUCCUCCAUCCCAUCAAUGUCCAGAUUGCUGCAGAAGAACCUCAGCUUUCUGCCUUCCAGUGGAUUCUUCAUUCGUGGACCAAACGCUUCCAUAGCGAGGUGCCAAACAGUGAUUGGUGUGGGAAGUGAGCUUUCAGUGUCAUCAGUUCACGGGAGAUGUCAUGGUGAUUCUAUUGUUUGUUCCAGGGUUUCAUCCAUUGUGCCGGUGUUUAGGAACCGACAAGUCUUCUGCAAAGCUGAAGAUGAUAUCUCUGGGGAGGUUCCAAAUAGUCCUUCUCAUGAAAUUAGCCAGUAUGAGAGAAUUGUUGAACUUCUUACCACACUGUUUCCUGUCUGGGUGCUACUAGGCACACUUAUUGGCAUAAUAAAACCAUCUGCAGUUACUUGGUUGGAAACAGAUCUUUUCACUGUUGGAUUGGGUUUAUUGAUGCUUUCAAUGGGCCUUACAUUGACUUUUGAGGAUUUUAGGAGAUGUAUGCGAAACCCAUGGACAGUUGGUGUGGGAUUUCUAGCUCAGUACAUGAUUAAACCAUUGUUAGGAUAUGUCAUUGCAAAGACUUUGCGCUUGUCUGCACCCCUUGCUACUGGUCUUAUUUUGGUAUCCUGCUGCCCUGGAGGGCAGGCAUCUAAUGUUGCAACUUAUAUAUCAAAAGGAAAUGUUGCACUUUCAGUUCUCAUGUCAAUUUGCUCAACCAUUGGUGCUAUUGUCAUGACUCCACUCCUUACCAUGCUCCUUGCUGGACAGCUUGUUCCUGUAAAUGCAGUGGGUUUGGCCAUCAGCACUUUUCAGGUGGUUUUGGUGCCAACCAUCACUGGAGUGCUAUUACAUGAAUAUUUCCCAAAAUUUACAAAGAAAAUAAUCACAUUAAUGCCAUUGAUUGGAGUUGUACUUACCACACUGCUUUGCGCAAGCCCUAUUGGUCUAGUUUCAGAAGUUUUGAAGACCCAAGGAACACAAGUGAUUAUACCUGUAGCUAUCCUACAUAUUGGUGCUUUUGCUCUUGGCUAUUGGCUUUCAAGAGUAUCAUCAUUUGGUGAAUCGACUUCACGCACUAUUUCUAUAGAAUGUGGGAUGCAGAGCUCAGCGCUUGGAUUUCUACUCGCAAAGAGACACUUCACAAAUCCUCUUGUUGCUGUACCUUCGGCUGUCAGUGUUGUUUGUAUGGCGCUUGGUGGCAGUGUCCUCGCUGUAUUCUGGAGGAACAAGCCAAUUCCGGCCGAUGACAAGGACGAUUUUGAAGAGUGAAACAUAUAGCUUGUUCUUCCACUUGCUCUAGUGUAGAAAUACAGUCCAUCUGGAUGUUUUGUUUGGAUUUUGGUAUUUUAUCUGUGCCUAAAAUUUCUCAGCAUUUGUUGU
Dioscorea cayenensis subsp. rotundata (Guinea yam) is the source of this 1442-nucleotide messenger RNA. RefSeq names its product sodium/pyruvate cotransporter BASS2, chloroplastic. Gene Ontology annotation, cellular component: membrane. Lineage: Eukaryota; Viridiplantae; Streptophyta; Magnoliopsida; Dioscoreales; Dioscoreaceae. The transcript has 13 exons. The record is from RefSeq and is a predicted model, not a curated record. Bases 81 to 1331 code for a protein of 416 amino acids.